Molecule: messenger RNA, 1491 nt
Organism: Mollisia scopiformis
Lineage: Eukaryota; Fungi; Ascomycota; Leotiomycetes; Helotiales; Mollisiaceae
Exons: 1
Coding region: 329-1066 (245 amino acids)
Source: RefSeq, a predicted model, not a curated record
CGCACGCUCAGGGCGCGACUUUUGAUUGCAACGAUACAGAGAAGGAUCACUCUCCACCAUCACCAGACACCACCGACGGCGUACAUACACUCAAGCUCUGCAACCUUCCAAGCUAGGCAUUCUCGGGGCGGCACUCACACGCCUGCAGCACAUUCUCAGGUCAUCUGCCAAUCGACGCAAUCCAUUUGCUUCAUCCGCUGCGAGGGCCCGGUAAAAACCGAUAUCCGUACCCUACCAAUAUUGUCAGACUACCAACGCGCCUCGUUGGUGGGAAGAAAGCAAAAGACGCCGAAUAUCCUUUUCGAGAUCUUCCACUUAUUCAGCAAAAAUGUCGUUGUCAAGGGCUUUUACCACUCGACGUGCUAAGGCUGCUUCAGCUGAAGCUACUCCCGAUAUGCCGAAAAGGUCUAUAACGGUCAGAUCGGGCGGGACCAUCAGACAUAAGAUCUCAGCGCCCAUCGAACUCAUCUCGACGACAAAUAUGCUCUCCUACAACGCCCCGGACAUCUUUCCCAGCAGCUCCUCGUCGACUUCAUCGCAUUCUGGGGAUGAAUCCGACAGGUCUCCGUCGACUUUCUCAUCACCUUUGACUUCACCAGAUUCUUCGUCGAUCGAGUCAUCUUCACCUAUUUCACCCGAGCCAAAUCACCUAUCAUGCUACUUCGGGGCUCCGUCAAGGCAGAGUGCUUCGGAUAGCGAGGCUCCUGUUGUACCGAAGAGGGCUGUAUCUCAUACCAAGAGUGCAAGCUUACAGAGAUCUGCUUCAAGAAUGUCGUCAAGGAAAACCAGCACUUCGACUGCUCGAUCAUCUAUCAACAUGUUCUCCGGCAACGUCGAGACCGUCGAGCAUCACCCAUUCGGCAAUGAGCUUGCUCAAGUCUCGGAACUCGCUGAGGAAUAUGGAAUUAGCAAGGAGAAGCUGGCUAUCGUGGAUGAGGAGGAACAAGAGUUAGUCUCGAGAGGACUAUUCAAGUUCCGAGCCGAGGACUACAUGAGCGAAAUCCACGGUCUAUUUAUGAGUGCAUUUGGCGACGCUCGACCUACGAUGUCGUCAAUGUGGAUAUAGUGUGGGACUGGUUCUCACAGGACUAUUCACCGCCAUAAUUUUGACCCUUCUUCGAUGUACAUAUUUACUUUCGGACAUUUGUCCACCUUCUUACGCUCCUUUACGAAACACAUUUUGAGAACGUUCUACGUACUGGCUUUACGGAAAAAGGGGGUGGGUUGGAGUUUCGGUUGGGUGGUUGAUCAUCCUAGUUUGAAGAUGGGGAUAUAUCUUGUCAUUGGGAGUUACGGAGAGCUCCAACACACUCAUUUGUUGUCAAUCAUGACAUCUCACAAUCUUUACAACCUGUUUCUUUUGCUGGACAGAAUGAUAGUUUUUGGAGAUCCUGCUAUGCAGGGUUGAAGCUAGACAUUAGUUGUAAAUUGAAUCAAAUUCCUAAGUACAUACAAUACAUACCUCACAACCUCCUCUAUCUGUGAAUCGAA